AUGUUUUUUUAUUUUUUACACAUUCUUCUUUGUGUAAUUUUUUUUAUUCAUGUGAAUGACACCAACUGCUUAAUUAAAAUUAACAAGGAUAUAUGCUAUAUAAGCCAUACACUUAAAAAAAAAAAGAUAAUACCAUUUACUCGUCCAUUAUAUUCUAACAAUGUAUCAAAAAAUUAUUUAGAGAUAAUAAAAAAAAAAUUAGAAGACAUAGGAAUAUUUGAAAGAGAUAUUGAAGAAAUUUUUGUUAAAGGCACAGGAAAAGGUGGGCAGAAAGUAAAUAAAACAAACAAUUGUGUUAUGAUAAAAUAUAAUAAUAAUGAAAGUAAAAUAAUUAUAAAAUGCCACAAAUACAGAUGUUUACAAAAAAAUAGAAUAUAUGCAAGAGAAUUGUUAUAUAAUAAAGUAUCCUCAAUUAAAGACAAGAUUGAAAAAGAAAUUUCUUAUCAAAUAGAAAAAGAAAAAAGAAAAACAUUAAAGCUAACUGAAAAAGAAAAAAGCGCAUCAAUAAAUUAUAAAAAAAGGAAAUCGGAAAUAAAAAAGGAUAGACAAAAAAACAUAAAGUAUGAUGAUAUUAUCUGA
Molecule: messenger RNA, 579 nt
Organism: Plasmodium relictum
Lineage: Eukaryota; Apicomplexa; Aconoidasida; Haemosporida; Plasmodiidae
Product: peptide chain release factor 2, putative
Exons: 4
Coding region: 1-579 (192 amino acids)
Biological process (GO): translational termination
Cellular component (GO): mitochondrion
Molecular function (GO): translation release factor activity
Source: RefSeq, a predicted model, not a curated record